Messenger RNA from Capsicum annuum, 924 nucleotides. Its product is annotated as sorcin. The record is from RefSeq and is a predicted model, not a curated record. The transcript is spliced from 9 exons. Bases 144 to 653 code for a protein of 169 amino acids. Gene Ontology annotation, molecular function: calcium ion binding. Lineage: Eukaryota; Viridiplantae; Streptophyta; Magnoliopsida; Solanales; Solanaceae.
AAUUUUAGUUUACUAAAUUGUCAAAAUAAAAACUUCGUAUGGUGGUGUUUGGCCAAAAUUAGUGUUGUGAAAAAGGAAGUAAAAUAGUACUUAUUGAGUAGGCAUUAAUUGUUGAGGGGGGGGUAGGAUUGUAGAAGAAGAAAAUGGAGAAUUUGGGGAUAUUGAGAGAGUGGUUCGAUCGGGUUGAUACGGACAAAAUCGGGAGUAUCACUGCAAUUCAACUCAAGAAUGCUUUUGCUAUUGGAAAUUUACAAUUUCCCAUCACUGUUGUCCAGCAAAUGAUCAGGAUGUGCGAUUUUGACCACAAUGGAACCAUGAGCUUUCAAGAGUUUGUUCAACUUAACAAGUUUCUGCUCAAGGUGCAACAUGUGUUCUCAGACUUGGAGAGGGGUCGUGGAUACCUUGUUCCAGAUGCUGUUCACGAGGCCUUGAUAAAAAUUGGAUUCCGUCUUGACUCUCCAGCAUUGUACACUGUCUGCGAGAGUUUUGAUAGGGAUAAGAAUGGUAAAUUCAGGCUUGAUGACUUCAUAUCACUUUGUAUCUUUGUACAGUCUGCACGGAACCUUUUUGAUUCAUUUGACACAGCCAAGCAAGGCCGGGUGACUCUUGAUCUUAACCAAUUUAUCUACUGCACUGCCAAUUGUCGAAUCUGAGGUCAUUGUCUCAAAUAUCCAGUCUCCAAUUGCUGUGUCCGUCUGACUGCUAUUGAUAUUGAGUAAGAUGUUUUGUACGAUUUGAAAAGAGGCGUAUGGUUAGAGCACUAAGCAGUCAUUUGGUUCUGUGUACAAGAAGUGUUAUUUAUCAGAUGUUGCUAUGUAUGAAAGGUGCAUGUAUUAUUAUUAUAGGUGAAUAAUCAUCAAUGCAUAUUGUAUUUGUUUAGACAUCCAGUUCGUCAUCUUAAAUAAAAUAUUGAUAUUAUAUCUA